This is a messenger RNA of Rhineura floridana, 6531 nucleotides long. It is a transcript of the gene CACNA1I, whose product is annotated as calcium voltage-gated channel subunit alpha1 I. The record is from RefSeq and is a predicted model, not a curated record. The transcript has 36 exons. The coding region runs from base 1 to 6531 and encodes 2176 amino acids. Gene Ontology annotation, cellular component: plasma membrane; voltage-gated calcium channel complex; neuron projection. Gene Ontology annotation, molecular function: low voltage-gated calcium channel activity; voltage-gated sodium channel activity. NCBI's taxonomy places the organism in Eukaryota, Metazoa, Chordata, Lepidosauria, Squamata, Rhineuridae. Gene Ontology annotation, biological process: sodium ion transmembrane transport; calcium ion import; calcium ion transmembrane transport.
AUGGCAGAACAUGGCUCCCACCCUUCCUCUGCCUGGCAUCCGGGAAACCCAUCUGCUUGCAACCCCACUCUAUGCUCCUUGGAGCAUGUGGAUACGGGAAUUAGUGAGCAACUGACCCCAUUGGAGCAGCCACCACCAUCCCCAGACCUGGACGAUGACAACAAUGGCGACCUUGAGCCUCCGCUGGACCCAGAUGUACCCUAUCCUGAUUUGGCCCCCGUGGUUUUCUUCUGCUUAAAACAGACCACCAGCCCUCGGAACUGGUGCAUCAAGAUGGUGUGCAAUCCUUGGUUUGAGUUUGUCAGCAUGAUGGUGAUUCUACUGAACUGUGUGACGCUUGGGAUGUACCAGCCCUGUGAUGAUAUGGACUGCCUGUCCAACAGAUGUAAAAUUUUGCAGGUUUUUGAUGACUUCAUCUUCAUUUUCUUUGCUAUGGAGAUGGUUUUUAAAAUGGUGGCCUUGGGGAUCUUUGGCAAGAAAUGCUACCUUGGAGACACCUGGAACCGCCUGGAUUUCUUCAUUGUUAUGGCUGGGAUGGUGGAAUAUUCUCUGGAUCUCCAAAAUAUCAAUUUGUCUGCAAUCCGCACUGUACGAGUCCUGAGGCCCCUCAAAGCCAUCAACCGUGUGCCUAGCAUGCGCAUCCUGGUGAAUUUGCUCUUGGACACCCUACCCAUGCUGGGGAAUGUUCUGCUUCUUUGUUUCUUCGUCUUCUUCAUCUUUGGCAUCAUUGGGGUGCAGCUAUGGGCUGGUCUACUGAGAAACCGCUGUUUCAUGGAAGAGAACUUGACCAUACAAGGUAACAUCACCCUUCCUCCCUAUUAUCAACCUGAGGAGGACGAUGAAAUGCCCUUCAUCUGUUCACUGUCAGGAGAUAAUGGAAUCAUGGGCUGUCAUGAGAUUCCCCCACUGAAGGAGCGAGGCCAUGAAUGCUGUUUGGACAAGGAUGACUAUUACUACUACACCUCUGUCAGACAGGAGUUCAACGUUAGCGGCAUGUGUGUCAACUGGAACCAGUACUACAAUGAGUGCCGCACGGGCAAUGCCAACCCACACAAAGGGGCUAUCAACUUCGAUAAUAUUGGCUAUGCAUGGAUUGUUAUAUUUCAGGUGAUCACACUGGAAGGCUGGGUGGAGAUUAUGUACUAUGUGAUGGAUGCACAUUCAUUCUACAACUUCAUCUACUUCAUCUUGCUGAUCAUUGUGGGCUCAUUCUUCAUGAUCAACCUAUGUCUGGUGGUCAUUGCCACACAGUUUUCGGAAACCAAGCAGCGAGAACACCAACUGAUGCAGGAGCAGCGGGCGCGGUACUUGUCUUCCAGCACCGUGGCCAGCUACAUGGAACCAGGAGACUGCUAUGAAGAAAUCUUCCAAUAUGUCUGCCAUAUUGUACGCAAAGCCAAGCGCCGCACUCUUGGCUUCUACAACAGCCUGCAGGAUCGACGCCUGGGCCGAACGGAGCUGAGCACUGCCAAGCAGAGCAUGAAUGGGAAAGACCAGAGGCAAUAUAGGCGUUGUCGAAAACACAACUGUGUUGAUUACGUGCCACAUGGCCUUGGCCAGCCUAUUGCAAUGACAUUGACCUCUGUCCCCAGCAACUGUCCAAGAUGUCACAAGGCCCGGCGGGAAGCAGCCCGCAGACUCUCUGUGCUCGAGAGUGGUGAUUCAGAUCAGGAGGAGGGCAGGGAGGCCAGUGAAGAGGAGGAAGAUGGAAGGAAAGAAAGUUCAGGGGCUACAGACCUGGAGAAAGAGGAGGACGAUGGAGAAGAGAGUGGACAAGUGGCGCUCUGCAGUGACAUGUGGCAAGAAGUGAAGGUUAAAUUGAGAGGAAUUGUGGAGAGCAAAUACUUCAACCGUGGGAUCAUGAUUGCCAUCCUUGUGAACACCAUCAGCAUGGGCAUUGAGCACCAUGAACAGCCAGAAGAGCUGACCAAUAUUUUGGAGAUCUGCAAUGUUGUGUUUACCAGCAUGUUUGCCCUGGAGAUGAUCUUGAAACUUGCUGCCUUUGGUCUCUUCGAUUAUCUUCGCAACCCUUACAACAUCUUUGACAGCAUCAUUGUCAUCAUCAGCAUUUGGGAGAUCAUAGGCCAGGCUGAUGGGGGCCUAUCAGUGUUGAGGACGUUCCGACUUCUGAGGGUGUUGAAGCUGGUGAGGUUCAUGCCUGCCUUGCGACGUCAGCUGGUGGUGCUCAUGAAGACUAUGGACAAUGUGGCUACCUUCUGCAUGCUUCUCAUGCUGUUUAUCUUUAUAUUCAGCAUCCUGGGAAUGCACAUCUUUGGGUGCAAGUUCAGCCUCAGGACUGACACAGGAGAUACUGUCCCUGAUCGGAAGAACUUUGACUCCCUACUUUGGGCUAUAGUCACUGUAUUCCAGAUUUUGACUCAGGAAGACUGGAAUGUUGUGCUAUAUAACGGCAUGGCCUCAACUUCACCAUGGGCAUCUCUUUAUUUUGUGGCUCUCAUGACAUUUGGCAACUAUGUUCUGUUCAAUCUGCUGGUGGCCAUCCUGGUGGAGGGAUUUCAGGCCGAGGGUGAUGCUAACCGAUCAUAUUCAGAAGACGAUCAGAGUUCAUCAAACAUUGAGGAGUUUGACAAAUUCCAAGAUGGCUCAGAUCCAAAGCUUUGUGCAAUUCCCAUGACCCCAAAUGGACAUCUUGAUCCCAACCUUCCUUGUCUCAGCCAGCCUGGACCAGCUGCUGGAAUGGCGAAUCCUUCUCGCAAUACUCUGCAGCCAGACCAAGUCCAUGUGGCCCUUGAAUCCAGGAAAAGCAGUGUGAUGUCUUUGUCUAGCUCUCGUAGUUCUCAUUAUGGAGCCUGGGGGCGGAGUGGGGGCUGGGGAAGCCGACGCUCCAGCUGGAACAGCCUUGCACAGGGACACAGCCUCAAACACAAGCCUCCUUCAGCUGAACAUGAGUCACUCUUAUCUGGGGAGAGACAUAGGACGUCAGAGGGAGAAGGGCCAGUAAGAGUUCAUCACCAUCGGCGGACCCUCUCCUUGGACACCAAAGGUUCCUCUGAGCUGGUGGAGUUGGCCCCAACAGUCCCAUCCAGUCACAGGCCAUCACGGAAAAUAGGUGUGACAACAGGGUCUAGCGAGCACCAGAACUGCAAUGGUAAAAUGCCCACCAUUGCUAAGGAUAUCUUCCCAGAGAUGAACAAUCGCAAGGACCAUGGAGAAGAUGAGGAGGAGAUAGACUAUAGCCUAUGUUUCCGUAUCAAAAAGAUGAUAGAGGCCUACAAGCCCGACUGGUGUGAGUUGCGGGAAGCCUGGUCCAUCUAUCUCUUCUCACCACAAAACAGGUUUCGCAUCCUCUGCCAAACUAUCAUUGCCCAUAAACUCUUUGAUUACAUUGUCUUGGCCUUCAUUUUCCUGAACUGCAUCACUAUUGCCCUGGAGAGACCCCAGAUUGAACAGAGAAGCACGGAGAGAAUCUUCCUCACGGUAUCCAAUUACAUCUUCACAGCGAUCUUUGUUGCUGAGAUGACACUGAAGGUAGUUUCCCUUGGCCUGUAUUUUGGGGAGCAGGCCUAUUUGCGCAGCAGCUGGAAUAUCCUGGAUGGCUUCUUGGUGUUUGUAUCCAUCAUCGAUAUUGUGGUUUCAGUAGCCUCUGCUGGUGGAGCCAAAAUUCUGGGUGUGCUACGAGUCCUCCGACUGCUGCGCACUUUACGCCCCCUUAGGGUCAUCAGCCGUGCACCAGGCUUGAAGCUGGUGGUUGAGACGCUCAUUUCAUCACUCAAGCCCAUUGGGAACAUUGUCCUCAUUUGCUGUGCUUUCUUCAUCAUCUUUGGCAUUCUUGGGGUGCAGCUCUUCAAGGGGAAGUUCUAUCAUUGCCUGGGUGUGGACAUCCGAAACAUCACCAAUAGGUCUGACUGCAUGGCUGCCAAUUACAAGUGGGUACAUCACAAAUACAACUUCGACAAUCUGGGCCAGGCUUUGAUGUCACUCUUUGUGCUGGCUUCCAAAGAUGGAUGGGUCAACAUUAUGUAUAAUGGACUGGAUGCUGUGGCUGUUGAUCAGCAGCCAGUGACCAACAACAACCCUUGGAUGCUCCUUUAUUUCAUUUCUUUCUUGCUCAUCGUCAGCUUCUUCGUGCUCAACAUGUUUGUAGGGGUGGUGGUGGAGAACUUCCACAAAUGCCGGCAACACCAGGAGGCAGAGGAGGCCCGGCGGCGGGAGGAAAAGCGCCUGAGGCGCCUGGAGAAGAAGCGUAGGAAAGCACAGCGCUUGCCAUAUUAUGCCACCUACUGCUCUGUCCGCCUCCUCAUCCAUUCGGUCUGCACCAGCCACUACUUGGACAUCUUCAUCACUUUCGUCAUUUGCCUCAAUGUCGUCACCAUGUCCCUGGAACACUACAACCAACCAAUGUCUCUAGAGACAGCUCUCAAGUAUUGCAACUAUAUGUUCACCACAGUGUUUGUCCUGGAGGCAGUUCUGAAGCUUGUAGCCUUUGGGCUGAGACGCUUCUUCAAAGACAGGUGGAACCAACUGGACCUGGCCAUUGUUCUUCUCUCAGUCAUGGGCAUCACACUUGAGGAGAUUGAAAUCAAUGCUGCCCUUCCCAUCAACCCCACCAUCAUCCGUAUCAUGAGAGUACUGCGCAUUGCCCGAGUUUUGAAGCUUCUGAAGAUGGCAACUGGGAUGCGAGCUUUACUGGAUACAGUUGUGCAAGCACUGCCACAGGUGGGGAAUCUUGGCCUGCUCUUCAUGCUCCUUUUUUUCAUCUAUGCCGCCCUAGGAGUGGAGCUGUUUGGGAAACUUGUAUGCAAUGAUGAGAACCCCUGCGAGGGUAUGAGCCGUCAUGCCACAUUUGAGAACUUUGGGAUGGCCUUCCUCACACUUUUCCAGGUCUCCACUGGUGACAACUGGAAUGGAAUCAUGAAGGACACACUACGUGACUGCACCAAUGAUGACCGGAGCUGUCUCAGCAACCUGCAGUUCAUCUCACCACUCUACUUUGUCAGUUUUGUGCUCACCGCCCAGUUUGUCCUCAUCAAUGUAGUAGUAGCUGUACUUAUGAAACACCUAGAUGACAGCAACAAGGAAGCACAAGAGGAUGCAGAAAUGGAUGCUGAGAUUGAGCUUGAAAUGGCACACGGUCUCUGCCCCCUUAGUUCUGGUUCACCAACUGCUGGACGAGAUGGAGGAGGUGGGAGAGUGGAUCCUGAAGGACAUCUGUGCAUGGCAUGUUACUCUCCUGCACAGGAGAACUUAUGGCUGGACAGUGUCUCUUUAAUUAUUAAGGACUCCUUCGACGGGGAGUUAAUGAUCAUCGAUAACCUAUCGGGCUCCGUCUUCCAUCAUUACUCCUCGCCGGCCAUGUGCGAGAAGUGUAACCAUGACAAGCAAGAGGUUCAGCUGGCCGAAAUGGAAGCCUUAUCACUAAACUCUGACAAGUCUUCCAUUCUUCUUGAUGAUGGAGACACCCACAGUGUCAAUCAGCCAAGUCCUAAGGAAACCAAGGAUGUUGAAGACAGCCCUAACUCCAUGGGGAUGGUAGGUUUGGAGGAAUGUCUCUUCCCUUUAACAAAUAUGGAAGCUUCUUCAACUCCAGAAAGUUGUUUGUGUGAAAUGGAUAAAAUCCCUUUCAGUCCAGUCCAAUCUUGGCUGAAGAAUGAGAGCAACCAAGGUCCUCACAUCCCCUUCUCUCCAGAUGCAUCCAAUCCUCUGUUACCAGUACGACCAGAGUUUUUUGUUCCAGCUGUUUCUGCCAUUCAGCCAAGUCAAGAGAAAGUUUCCUGCCCAGAGAGUCUCCCUAAAAUCUCUUUGCAAGCUUCCUGGGCAUCACUGCAAUCUCCAAGUGUAAACUGCUCACUCAGCCACCAGACCACAGAGAGCGACACCUCCUUAGAAGACUGCAGGAGCAACAGCUCAGAAGGCAGCUUGCAGACCACACUGGAGGACAGCUUAAACCUUAGUGACUCACCCCAGUGCACACUGGAUCUCCCAGCUGCGUUGUGUCCCAUGCCAGCAGCAGCCACCCAAAGAGCCUUGGUGGCACCACUUUCCCCUGCCUCUCGGAGGCAGAGCUUGAGGGGCCGUGGGAUCUUCACUCUCCGGAACAUCAGGCGGCACCAGCGCAGCCACAGCAGUGGAGGAAGCACUAGCCCAGGCUGUACUUACCAUGACUCCAUGGACCCGUCCGACGAGGAGGGGGCAGGAAGCAGCCUAAGGGGUGGAGGCAACAACAGUGAGCAAUCAGAGACUCUUAGCAGCCUCUCUCUGACUUCUCUUUUCUCGCCACCCCCUCCACCCCAAGGCCUGGCACUUCUGAAGAAGUGCAGCAGCACCAGCAGCCUCCAUGCCAACCCUUCCUCACGGGGCUCCGCAGCAACUGAAAGCAAACAAUUCUACUCGGUUGACCCAAGGGGUUUUUUAUCCAUGCCUUCCUGGGUAACAGACUUCUGCAAGAACAGCCCUUCUCCAAGGGAGGGUGACGUACCAGAGGGCUCGGACAGAAUUGGGACUGCAGAACACAGCUCCCCGAUUCCUUCUGAGCUGCAGCUGGGGAGUGGCGUCAGCAAGAGGAAUAGAUGA